AUGAACUCGAUCGCAAGCCAGUUCUCUAAUUCUGCCAACUCGGUCCACAGGGAGUUCACCGAGGCCAGAGGAGGCGUGGUUAGCCCACCACAAUUGAGUUUGGCGCCAACCAUCCAAUUACCGCCCAUUUCACAACCUACCGACUUCUUGCGUGCACACACAGACGAUGCCACCAACCCAGACUGUAAAAUCAAGAUUGCUCAUGGUACGACUACGUUAGCUUUCAGAUUCCAGGGAGGUAUUGUAGUGGCGGUAGACUCCAGAGCCACUGCCGGCAAUUGGGUGGCCUCGCAGACCGUUAACAAAGUCAUUCGGAUCAAUCCAUUCUUGUUGGGUACCAUGGCUGGAGGUGCUGCUGAUUGUCAGUACUGGGAGACUUGGUUGGGUACUCAGUGUAGAUUACACGAGUUGAGAGAGAAGGAGAGAAUCUCGGUGGCUGCUGCAUCCAAGAUCUUGGGUAACUUGGUUUACCAAUACAAGGGAAUGGGAUUGUCUAUGGGAACUAUGGUGUGUGGAUACACCAAGAAGGAGGGCCCGACCAUAUACUAUGUUGACUCUGACGGAACUAGAAUGAAGGGGGACUUGUUCUGUGUGGGAUCUGGACAGACGUUUGCUUACGGUGUGUUAGACUCGGAGUACAAGUGGGACUUGAGCGUGGAAGAUGCUUUGUACUUGGGCAAGAGAAGUAUUUUGGCAGCCACCCAUAGAGAUGCAUACUCUGGAGGAUCCAUCAACUUGUACCAUGUUACGGAACAGGGAUGGGUUUACCAUGGUAACUACAAUGUUGGGGAUAUUUUCUAUGACAUCAAGAACCAGGAGGGUUCGUUCAACAAUGUUGACGGGUAG
This is a messenger RNA of Sungouiella intermedia, 846 nucleotides long. The record is from the annotation of a GenBank genome assembly. NCBI's taxonomy places the organism in Eukaryota, Fungi, Ascomycota, Pichiomycetes, Serinales, Metschnikowiaceae.